AUGGACCCAAAUGACAUGGAAAAAACAGCCUUUAUUACCCCUUACGGCAUUUUUUGUUACCGCGUCAUGCCAUUCGGCCUCAAAAACUCAUGCGCCACAUUCAACCGUGCCAUAUUCAAGAUGAUGCAUGCCCAAAUUGGCCACACUUUGGAAGCCUAUGUCGACGACCUUGUCCUCAAAAGCCAGAAGGAGAGCAACCAUCUCCAGGAGCUGAAGGAAAUAUUUGACAUUCUCAAAUUCUACAAGCUCCACCUAAACCCCGAGAAGUGCGCAUUCGGCGUAAGUGCUGGGAAAUUUCUCGAACAUUUGGUCACCAGACGCGGUAUUGAGGCCGACCCCAACCAGAUUAAAGCCAUUGCAGAUUUGCGGCCACCAAGAACAAUCAAGGAAGUACAACGGCACACUGGAAUGGCAGCCACUUUGAACCGGUUCAUUAGCAAGUCCUCCGACAAGUGCCAUGUCUUCUUCAAUGCGUUGAAAGAGUACCUCAGCUCGGCCCCACUACUGGUAAAGCCAAAAGAAUUCAAGACCUUAUAUUUGUAUCUUGCCGUCUUCGCCCAUGCGGUCAGUUCUGCACUCGUUCGCCGGGGAGGGGCUGAUGAGAAACCGAUAUACUUCACAAGCAAAACACUUCUUCCUGCACAAACACGCUAUCUUCCCCUGGAGAAACUAGCCCUUGCUCUCGUCUUGACGGCGAGGAAACUUUUGCACUACUUCCAGUCCCACCCAAUCACAGUCUUAACAAAACAUCCCCUCAAAGCUCUCUUUUGGAAGGCAGAUCUCUCCAACCGGGUAUCAAAAUGGGCUGUCAAACUUGCGAACUUCGACAUCAGCUUUGAGCCACGAACGGCAAUUAAGGGCCAGGUGUUGGCCGACUUCAUAGCAGAACUCACUCCAGCAGACACAGCGGCACUCAAUGCUCCAACCCCACCAGACGUACCCGAACGUAGCUCCGUGACCAUGCCAUGGCACCUUUUUCAAGGCGAGACUUGGCGACUUAAUGUCGACGGGGCUUCCAACAGCAACGGAGCCGGAGCGGGGGUAGUCUUGGUCUCACCUUGUGGAACACUUCAUGAAAGCUCCCUCACCAUCGACUUCCCAGCCACAAACAAUGAAGCUGAAUAUGAAGCCCUCCUCGCUGGCUUACGCUCAGCCAUCGCGAUGAAAGUCACCAACCUCGUUGUCUACUGUGACUCCCAACUCAUCGUUAACCAAGUACUCGGUGACUACGAAGCUCGGGACCCUCGAAUAUUGAAAUACCAAGCCACGACAGCUGAGGUCAUCUCUCAGUUUUGCAAUUUCAGCAUCAAACAGAUCAACCGCGAGCACAACGCACACGCGGACGCACUUGCAGGCCUCGCGUCGGCAUCCACAGCGUCAGAAUUCAGAACAAUCAACUUCGGCAGCAUUGGCCGCCCUUCUUUUGAGCCCACUCCAAAGGUACUCAAUGUCGAACUCGGUCCCAGCUGGAUGGAUGAGAUUGUUACGUUCCUAAAGCAUGACACCCUACCCAUAGACAAGAAGGAGGCUUACCGUGUGAGAAACAAGCCUGCCCAGAACCUUUCCCCCAUCACUAGUCCCUGGCCCUUUGCGCAAUGGGGGCUUGAUAUCGUGGGAAAGCUGCCAACGGCUCCUGGAGGCUUCAAGUUUCUGAUUAUAACAACGGACUACUUCUCCAAAUGGGUUGAAGCUGAACCCCUCAUAACGACAACUGAGGCUGAUGUCCGAAGAUUCGUAUGGCGAAACAUUGUUACCAGGUUCGGCAUCCCAUACGACAUUGUCUCUGACAACGGAACUCAGUUCGUCGGCAAGGACCUCACCAACCUUUGUGCCGAGUUUGGGAUACGUUUCUUCAACUCCACACCAGCCUACCCCCAAGGAAAUGGCCAAGCAGAGGCCACAAACAAAACCGUCUGCGCCGGCAUCAAGCGUCGACUAAACUCCAAAAGAGGAAAAUGGACUGAAGAAUUGCCACGCGUUUUAUGGGCCUACCGGUCUACACCAAGGCAUUCAACGGGCCAGACACCAUUUUCAAUGGCGUUCGGCAUGGAAGCCGUGAUCCCGUUGGAGUCCAAGUUUCCAACUCUCAAAACAGAAACAUUUAACCCCAAAACAAACGACGACGCUAUGGCACAAGAGCUGAUUUUGGCAGAAGAGAAGUGUGAUGACGCUCGCCUGCACCUCACUGAAUACCAGCAACAGGUGGCCAAGGGAUACAACCGUAGCGUGCGAGUCAAAAAGUUCAAGCCAGAUGAUUUGGUCUGGCGAAAAGUUGUGCAAGCCAGCAAGAAAACAAAAUUCAAGCCCAACUGGGAGGGACCUUUUCGUAUCGUCAAGAUUGUUGGUGAAGGUGCCUACAACCUCAAGAAAGCAUACAUGUAG
Messenger RNA from Rhododendron vialii, 2382 nucleotides. RefSeq lists its product as uncharacterized. The record is from RefSeq and is a predicted model, not a curated record. Lineage: Eukaryota; Viridiplantae; Streptophyta; Magnoliopsida; Ericales; Ericaceae. Gene Ontology annotation, biological process: DNA integration. Gene Ontology annotation, molecular function: RNA-DNA hybrid ribonuclease activity; nucleic acid binding. The transcript is spliced from 4 exons. The coding region runs from base 1 to 2382 and encodes 793 amino acids.